AUGAAAGAAAUUGAAAAGUUUUUGCGGUCCAGCGACUGCAUUACCUCUGCCAACAACCACAUUGUUUGCAAUAUCAAGGAUCACGACAAAACUGCAACCACAACCACGAUCACAAGUGGUUAUUUUUUCACGUGGUCUUGUAGAAUAGGUACUGAACAUGAGAAGUUUGGUUUUGAGUUUGGAAGCUUGCGUCCUAUGAAAUAUGAGCAAAUAGCAGAAUUGCCGAAUGACAUUGCCGAGAGAUUUGACUGGGAUAAAAUAAUGGAAGAUGAGAAGGAAGACCAAUGGAAGAAAAGUUGGAACUCACGCAUACCAACUCAUCAUAAUAAGAUGAUCUUGAAGAUAAAAUUUCUGCAAGCAGUGGUUGCAGGACUGACGUACUUGACAACCCUGUUAAGCAGAGUGUUGAGCCCAAAGGGUCGUCUUCCUCAGCAGAAGAGUGGGGAGGAGUCGGAGCGGGAGGAGAAUGAGAGGUUUGGUCUGAGUUGGAGGGUGGCGGUGGAGGCAAACAAUGUGCGUCCGUGGCGAACGGUGCCACCUCAGUGCUACCACCACCUUGAGAACUACAUGUGUGCAGGACAGUACGAGCUAGACCUAAACCUCGUCGUCGAACACAUCUGGCUCUAUGCCUCUCAGAUUCCUCUCUCCCCCGACGGCAUGGACGCUUGGAUCCUCGACGUUGACGACACUUGCAUAUCCAACGUUUCUUAUUACAAAGCUAGGCGAUUUGGAUGCGACCCCUUUGACUCAACCAUAUUCAAGGCAUGGAUUAAGAAGGGAAUGUGUCCCGCGAAUCCUGCUGUCAGAUCAUUGUUCAACGCCUUGGUUGAGCGAGGCUUCAAAGUGUUCUUGCUCACCGGAAGAGACAAAGCAACUCUCUCCGAAAUCACCACUCUCAACUUGCAUAACCAAGGUUUCAUUGGCUAUCAACGUCUCAUUCUCAGGAGUGGUGAAUACAAAGGGCAGAGUGCAGUGAGAUACAAGUCAGCGAUUCGGAAGGAGAUAGAAGGUGAAGGGUACAGAAUCUGGGGAAAUGUGGGAGACCAGUGGAGUGAUCUUCAAGGGGAAUGUUUGGGCAAACGCACUUUCAAACUCCCCAAUCCCAUGUACUUCAUAUCUUGA
Messenger RNA from Sphenostylis stenocarpa, 1122 nucleotides. The record is from the annotation of a GenBank genome assembly. NCBI's taxonomy places the organism in Eukaryota, Viridiplantae, Streptophyta, Magnoliopsida, Fabales, Fabaceae.